Messenger RNA from Impatiens glandulifera, 1641 nucleotides. Its product is annotated as extensin-2-like. Gene Ontology annotation, molecular function: structural constituent of cell wall. The coding region runs from base 1 to 1641 and encodes 546 amino acids. Gene Ontology annotation, biological process: plant-type cell wall organization. The transcript has a single exon. The record is from RefSeq and is a predicted model, not a curated record. NCBI's taxonomy places the organism in Eukaryota, Viridiplantae, Streptophyta, Magnoliopsida, Ericales, Balsaminaceae.
AUGGUUACUUCUUGGCCAUUGGCACUAAUAUGUGCUUUGGCUAUAUCUUUCAUGGCCACUCAAGUAGUGGCUGACUAUGCGUCUCCGCCGCCGGCCUAUCUAUACAAGUCACCGCCACCACCAGCAUACGUCUACUCUUCACCGCCACCUCCUCCAUACAUGUACAAAUCCCCACCUCCACCACCUUAUGUCUACUCAUCCCCGCCACCACCACCCUACAUUUAUAAAUCACCGCCACCACCACCAUACGUAUACAAAUCACCUCCACCACCACCCUACAUUUAUAAGUCACCGCCACCACCACCAUACGUAUACAAGUCACCGCCACCACCACCAUACGUAUACAAGUCACCGCCACCACCACCAUAUGUAUACAAGUCUCCUCCACCACCACCUUAUGUCUACUCUUCGCCCCCGCCACCACCAUACAUAUAUAAGUCUCCACCACCACCUCCAUAUGUAUACAAAUCUCCACCCCCACCACCAUAUGUUUACUCUUCACCGCCGCCACCCCCAUAUGUAUACAAAUCUCCACCACCACCUCCAUAUGUAUACAAAUCUCCACCCCCACCACCAUAUGUUUACUCUUCACCGCCGCCACCCCCAUAUGUAUACAAAUCUCCACCACCACCUCCAUAUGUAUACAAAUCUCCACCCCCACCACCAUAUGUUUACUCUUCACCGCCGCCACCCCCAUAUAUAUACAAGUCUCCACCACCACCUCCAUAUUUAUACAAAUCUCCACCCCCACCACCAUAUGUUUACUCUUCACCGCCGCCACCCCCAUAUGUAUACAAAUCUCCACCACCACCUCCAUAUGUAUACAAAUCUCCACCCCCACCUCCAUAUGUUUACUCUUCACCGCCGCCACCCCCAUAUAUAUACAAGUCUCCACCACCACCUCCAUAUGUAUACAAAUCUCCACCUCCACCACCAUAUGUUUACUCUUCACCGCCGCCACCCCCAUAUGUAUACAAAUCUCCACCACCACCUCCAUAUGUAUACAAAUCUCCACCCCCACCACCAUAUGUUUACUCUUCACUGCCGCCACCCCCAUAUGUAUACAAGUCUCCACCACCACCUCCAUAUGUAUACAAAUCUCCACCCCCACCUCCAUAUGUUUACUCUUCACCGCCGCCACCCCCAUAUGUGUACAAGUCUCCACCUCCACCACCAUGUGUCUACUAUUCACCACCACCGCCACCGUAUGUAUACAAGUCACCACCCCCACCACCAUAUGGCUACUCAUCCCCACCACCACCAUCAUAUGUUUACUCUUCACCACCACCAUCCCCAUAUCUAUACAAGUCUCCACCCCCACCACCUUGUGUCUACUAUUCACCGCCACCACCACCGUAUGUAUACAAGUCUCCACCCCCACCACCAUAUGUCUACUCUUCACCACCACCAUCCCCAUAUAUAUACAAGUCUCCACCCCCACCUCCCUACGUCUACUCUUCACCGCCACCACCCCCAUAUGUAUAUAAGUCUCCACCCCCACCACCAUAUGUCUACUCUUCACCCCCACCAUCCCCAUAUGUAUACAAGUCUCCACCCCCACCUCCCUACGUCUACUCUUCACCGCCACCACCCUCAUAUGUAUUCAAGUCUCCACCCCCACCUUCAGUCUAUUAUAAGUGA